AUGAGGGAGACUGCAGGUGAAGUGCAACACCACCAUGACCGAGUGCAGAAACUUUCGAGAGAUCUUCAUCAAAAUCGCGACCAUAGUCUCAUCGGCAACGCUAAACUUGAUCCAGAACCUAAGGCAAAAGUGCCCAGAAGAAAACCUAAGCAAGCUGACGAACGUUUACGUAACUUGAUCGAGAAAAGACUGAAAAGGGAACACGGGGUUCUUUUAGGUGAAUUACAAGUUGGUGGACGUGGGCGAAGGCUGCUGGCCAAUGAGGUAGCAUUGUUACAUGCACCAGUGUAUGUGGCUCAAAUAGCCGCGAAAAAGGAGCGGGGAUCAGAUACACGCGAUCGAGCGAAAAGGUCGAAGCAGUCAGAAGCGAGAGAUGGGGUUGAAGAAAUCGCUUCAUUUCCUUCCAAGCGACGGAAGGUAAUACAAUCCCAAGCCCCUGCAGCGCUCCAUGAGAAACUCCAUUCCGAAACGCAAGAAGUGGCGCCGGCUUUGAAAAUACUUUUCCUAUCGCCAAAUACCUUUCUUGAAGAAGAGCCAGAUAUCGACUACCUGAUAAGCGUGCGAUCUCCGAGUCCACAAACGGCCAGUUAUGAAACGAUUGCAGAAAGUCAAGCCUGGGCAGAAAGCCUCGAGGCCGAAGAAUAUCUCAAUACUGUGACUGUUCUAACUGAUGAGGAUGGUAUAUGGCCUUGGCUAGAUACUCAGUUCUUUGAAUGUCACGAUGGUAGUUUCACGGUUCGUGGUUGGAUGCCUGCUCCCCAGUGGUUUCAAUGGGAGUCUUUUAGUCAAAUGGUGGAUAGGAGACAUGCGCAACUACACACCGAAAAAGCAAACAAUGACGAUGCUCUCGCGAGCUCAGAGCAGUUCUUUGACUGUAGGAUUCGAGCUUGCCUCGAAUCGGAAAUGGCUUGGGGUUCAACAUUUACCAACACACCCUUUGCUUCGGCGGGGCCUCAUCACAUAUUUUUGAGGUUCUGCAGCGGUCCCAUCGAAUCAGAAGCUCUACAUCUAUGCGAAAUAAGCUGGCCUCCAGAAGAGCAACAUACUCCGACAUCCUACGGCCGUGCUCUACUGGGAACGGGGCAAGACCUUCCCGCAACCCCGGAGAACGGAAAGCUAGACACUGGAAUAGCUUCCCACGCAAGCUCGACUUUGAGGAUUAAACGUGUGGCGCUUGCAACUCGCUCGUUGACUUCGCUAGAGGGUUUGCAAUGCAAUUCUGUUAACAGAGAUGACAUUGAGUUCGAGAACUAUCCUAUGGAUAUACCUGAUAAGUUAUUGGCGGCGUUUAUUGCAGUACGUACUUUGCUGGGUGGCGCAGAUAAAACGAUUGAUUGGGGCCUUCUUAUGAUCAUUUUUCCGGAUGCGGAUUUGAUGCAGUUACGAAGAUUCUGGGUCGAUACACGGAAACGACAAGGACCUUGCAUCGCCAAUUUUACGCGGGCAUUUCAAGAGAGGGUUGUGACAGCAUUCAAGCAUGAUGAAUUGCCAAUGAUCGACUUCAAUAACCCCCAGGAUUAUGAUUGGGAUAAUCUCGUCCGUUGGACUAUGGGAAUUCCUCGGCUAGAGGGUUUUCAGAUUCCUGCAUCUCGGAAAUUAUUGGAUAGGCACUUCAGUCUGGAGGAUGUUAAGGGUCCCACGGAUGAUUGGCGAGAACGCUUUUUCCACGUGCAAGCUUCCGUUUUCACACGCUUCGAGGCGGUGACUUCUACCCCAGGAGCUUUCCCUGUCGACAGAGAUUUACGCAAACUGCAGCGAUCAUUCAAGAUAACCAAACUGGACAUUGCGAGGUCCUGGAUCAAGUCCCUUUGUAGCAUGUCAAUUGGCAAGUACUCCGUGGAAGAUAUCCGAGACAAGUUCUUCACUCUGUUACCUGGGAACAAACGCAAAACUUCCGAGCUCUUCAAAGAGGCCAUUGAGCUCUUGGCCAAGCAAAGAGUUAUUUGCAGAAGCAAAAAGCCGCCUUUAGGAGGCCGACCCUACAGGCUCAGCGAGGGAUACAUGUCUGCACUAAGCAAAAUGGCGCAAAGCUCGAAGUAUCGUGACGCUGCUGCGUUCAAAAUGAGGCUCGACGCUACGUUCAGGCUGGGAAAAAAGCUGACUGUACCUUACACGUUGAACGACGGGGCAAUGAUGGCUCUCACGAACCUCAACGCUGCCGGACGAAUAAGGCUGAUGCCUACAAACUUGCCCAACAUUCCAUUGGGCUUCGAACCUGGGAACUACGAGAGUCGCAAGUAUCCGAAAUCUUACUACCACUUUGGUAUAGAGGCUAUGCCUACAGAUGUCUACCUGUAUAACGAGCAAAUUCACGUUCUAAAAGCUGUUGUGGAUGCUGGGCCACCAUCUGACAGUCAAGACGGGGAACUCCCUCAAUGGGUGGAUAUUUUUAGCAAGCCAAACAAGGCACGUUGGCGAGAUAUACUCGGUGCCGUUUGCUUUGCAAUGGCUACCCGAGGCUCUAUGGAUAUCGAGGGAAUUUGCAGUGCCUUAUGUCCUAUACUGGAUGACUUUGAGGCGAGUCUCAUUGUCACCUGGGGUAAGAAAACAGGCGUGCUUACUGAUUUGCCCAAUGGCACAGGCUCUGCAGUCGGGGAAUGGUGGUGGUUGGUAGUGCCGUGGCUAUGA
Molecule: messenger RNA, 2628 nt
Organism: Ustilaginoidea virens
Lineage: Eukaryota; Fungi; Ascomycota; Sordariomycetes; Hypocreales; Clavicipitaceae
Exons: 2
Coding region: 1-2628 (875 amino acids)
Source: RefSeq, a predicted model, not a curated record